UAUUUAUUUAUUUAUUUAUUUAUUUAUUUAUUUAUGUAUGUUUGAACAGCAUGUGAUUGUAAUAAAGCCCGUUAUGAGUGUUGGCGCGCGCAUCCCGAUAGCGCUGUGCUUGUUUUGUAUUAAUGACGCGUGCCGGCGCGCGCGCUCCCAAUGCUCGAGCCUUACAUACGACGUAAACACGUGCCGGUCCCCCAGUUACGGGUUGCUUUUGGGAUUUUACCCCCACAACCAUACAUCCUUUUCUCUUUCUCUAUCUCCCCUCUCUUUAUUCUUGGUCAGUAGCAACAGCAGAGGUCGUGAUGGCGGACCCCGUGGCGGCAGAAGCAGCAUCCUCUCCGUGUCCGACUCCGGGCCUUUCUCCAGCGGCGAGUCCAGGUUCAGAGCCUCCCUCCGUGGCUCUGUCUCCAUCGGCGGGCGGCGCGCAGCGGCUCCUUUUCUCGCAUGACUUGGUGUCCGGUCGGCACCGCGGUUCGCUGCGCUUCGGCCUUGUGCGAAUGAUCCAUGGAGAGGAGGAUUGGACCGAAGACGAGGAUGAGGACCUUGAUGGCGGCGGAGGCAGAGACGGUGGAGGAGGAGGCGGCGGCGGUGGUGGUGGUGGCGGCGGCGGCGGUGGCGGCGGAGGCGGCGGCCGCGUCCCCGGGAACUCGGACACCGAGAACGGGGCACCAGAGUCACGGACAUGGCCUCUCGGUAGGGGCUUCGUGCGCGUGCAGUGGUAUCCCGAGGGCACGAAGCAGGAUGUUCGGGAAACGAAGCUGAAACUUGAAGAUCGAUCCAUUGUGCCUCGAGACUUUGUGCGCCGAAUGAAUUCAAAUGAUAAGCAGUGUGGUAUAGUGACCAACAUUAACACAGAGUGUGCUGUGAAACUGGUGGGGACCAACUGCUGUUUAUAUCCUGUAAACAGUCGGGACCUGCAACACAUCUGGUCUUUUAUGUAUGGUGACUACAUUGUGUAUGACUUCUGGCUGGGGAAAGUGUAUGACCUCAGCAAUCGCAUCAUCCUAAAGCUGUCCAACGGCGCAAGAUGUUCAAUGAGUGAAGAAGACGGAUCCAAACUCUAUGAUGUUUACCCACAUGUCAGCGAUUCAGGGCUGUUUUUUGACGAGGCAUACGGCUUUUACCCGGGUCAAGUCCUCAUUGGGCCGGCUAAGGUCUUCUCCAGCGUGCAGUGGCUGUACGGUGUGAAGCCAGUCCUCAGCAAGAAGAGCAAGUUCAGAGUGGUGGUAGAAGAGGUGCAGGUUGUGGAGCUCAAAGUCACGUGGAUCACUAAGAGCUACUCUCCUCAAGGCUCAGACAGUGUCUUUCCCCCACCAUCCACCAUCACACAGGAGAACCUCUGCAGAGUGAAGCGCCUGGGAUACUUUGAUCACACACAGAGGCAGCUGGGCGAGAGAGCUCUGUACGUCUUUCCUGCUAAAGGAGAUGCGACACGAAUCACCUGUGAGGGGCCAGAGGGGGCGCCGGUCUUACCUGAAGACCCAGUCAUCCGGAAGGUCAAACGAAUGUUUAAAAAGCACCCAGGAAAGAAGGCAACGGAGAGCGCAGAAUCACAGUCUAACAGUGUGCAGACGGCUGGGAAAACGGAUGAAGCUGAAGAGCAACAAUCAGAGGCACCUCAUAUCCAUACAGAGGAGAAAUCUGGCCAACAAAGCUCCAAUAAUGGCCCCGUCCCAAAUGAAACAGAAGAGGAAAUAAGGGAUCAAGAACCUACAAUGCGUCAGGCACAGUGGCCUCUUCUCGGGGAGCUGGAGUCAGACGAGGACGCAGCAGAAGACACGGACGAUACAAGCUCAAUUACGUCCUCGGCCAGCUCUACAGCCUCGCUGCACAGCGGCCCGAGCAGAAAGAAGAGCAUCCCUCUGUCUAUCCGCAACCUGAAGAGGAAACACAAGAAGAAGAAGACUAAGUUCUCCCGAGAGUUCAAACCAGGAGACAGGGUGGCUGUCGAGGUCGUUUCCACGGUUACUUCAGCUGAUGUCAUGUGGAAGGACGGUCGACUAGAGACAGGAAUUCGUUCUAACGAUCUCAUCCCAAUCCAACACCUGGACAACCACGAGUUCUGCCCUGGAGACUACGUAGUAGACAAACGCAGCCAAGCUCUGCAGGACCCGAGCGUGUAUGGUGUGAUUCAGAGAGGAGACCACAAGGCCAGGACAUGUGUGGUGAAGUGGAUCAAACUGAACUCUACAGGAGACGAUGUGGAGGUGAUUGGUGAAGAAGAAGACGUCAGUGUUUACGACAUAUCGGAUCACCCUGACUUCCACUUUCACACCACGGACAUCGUCAUACGGAUAGGCAACUCCGGGUCAGAGGAGUUCAACAAUGAAAGGACUGUGGGACAAGUGUGCAGAGUUGAUGUCAGCAGUAAGGUGGAAGUAGUCUGGGCUGAUAACUCUAAAUCUGUCGUCUUGCCCCAGCACCUAUACAAUGUCGAGUCAGAGAUUGAGGAGACGUAUUACGACUCAGGUGAGGGCAGCACCAGCGGUGCCUCUUCAGAGGAGUGGGAGGAUGAGAGUGACAGCUGGGAGACUGAUAAUGGCCAGGUGGAGGAGGAGGCGGGGACAGGUGUAGAAGACUCCACCCCCAAAACAGAAACUGUGCCUGAGGUUAAAGCCUCGACUCCCUGUGCCAUGGCUAGCACAGAGACACAGGGGACACCUGCUACACCUGAAAUGCCUACAGGUGGAGCGCCAACAAGUGACGACAAACCCAAUAAGGAGACACCGCGGCUGGCCUUCCGUGAGCUCAAAGAAGCCCUGAAGAUCCUGGAAAGCCUGAAGAACAUGACAGUGGAGCAGCUGUGGACUGGAUCACCCACCUCACCCACUGCCGAGCCAACAGGCGCCACUGGCACCGCCACCCCAGCCGAUGUCAAGCCCACGAAGGAGAAGCGCUUCCUGGAUGACAUUAAGAAGCUGCAGGAGAACCUGAAGAAAACACUGGACAACGUGGCCAUCGCGGAAGAGGAGAAAAUGGAAGAGGAGCGGGUGUCUGCCCCUGCUGAGCCUCAGACACCGGUGCGCUCGGAGUGGCCCAGUGAUACGCCUGUCCUGUGCCAGCAAAGCGGCGGUAAACCUGGUGUCACUUUCACCAGUGCCAAGGGCGAGGUAUUCUCUGUACUCGAGUGGGCACCAGAUACCCACACGUUUAAGAAGAUGGAGUUCCAGCCAGCUGAAGCUAAGAAGUUCUUCAGUACAGUCAGAAAGGAGAUGGCUUUGUUGGCCACAUCGUUGCCUGAUGGCAUAAUGGUCAAAACAUUUGAGGACCGCAUGGACCUGUUCUCAGCUCUGAUCAAGGGUCCUACACGUACACCAUAUGAGGAUGGCCUGUUCUUAUUUGACAUCCAGUUGCCCAAUAUCUACCCCGCUGUGCCACCGCUAUUCCGUUAUCUGUCACAGUGCAGCGGGCGCCUAAACCCAAACCUCUACGACAACGGCAAAGUGUGUGUCAGUCUGCUAGGAACAUGGAUUGGCAAGGGCACAGAGAGGUGGACGAGCAAGUCGAGUCUCUUGCAGGUGCUCAUCUCUAUUCAAGGCCUAAUUUUGGUCAAUGAGCCGUACUACAAUGAGGCAGGCUUUGACAGUGACCGUGGCCUGCAGGAGGGCUAUGAAAACAGCCGUUGCUACAACGAGAUGGCCCUCAUUAAGAUGGUGCAGUCCAUGACACAGCUGUUGGCACAUCCAGUCGAGGUCUUCCAGCAGGAGAUCCGUGAGCACUUCUGUACCAGCGGCUGGAGACUUGUGCAGCGACUCGAGUCCUGGCUGGAGCUGGACACGGCCGUGUCUGAUCGUGUUGCUCGAAACGCCAGCACCAUGCGGGCUGAGCCACUAGAUGAGGAGGUUCCUGAGGCACUGGCGCACAGCAGUCCUACAGGCAAAUGUGAAGCCAGAGGUGAGGAAGAUCUUGAAGACUCUGGUCUCGGUGCUUCCAAAGACAUCAUCGUGAGCUUAGAUUUGGAUGGAUCCAGAGGUGCAGAGCCUGCACAGCAGAGUGGCAAAGCGACACAGGAGUCUCAGCCGUCUGUCAGGCCGAAGAAGCGGAGACGGAGCUACCGCAGCUUCCUUCCUGAACGUAGUGGCUACCCGGACAUCGGCUUUCCACUCUUUCCCCUCUCAAAAGGCUUUGUGAAGAGCAUGCGUGGCGUCCUGUUUCAGUAUCGUGCAGCACUGAAUGGCACUGGCAUACCCGAAGAGAAAUAAUCACUCAUCCUAUCAUCAUCCUUCAUAUUUUCCUUCUGAGAGCUGCAUUCAAUCCCUUUAACCCGCAAACCUCCAGCAAGGCUAUGCUCCUUUAGCUAGCCAAGCAGUUUUUUCUUAUUUUUUCUUGUGUUGUCCUAAACCCCUCUGUUGCUGUGAAAAACACCUCUUUCAUAUCGAUUCUGGUCUCUCAGGGAGAUAUUGAGAUGCCUGAGGCGCUUGGAGGAGGAGAAAGAGGAUGAUAGAAAAAUCUUUUUGAAUCACAAAAAAAAGACCUAUGUUGAAUUUUAGUGAUCUAUGAGGUAGAGUAUUGUGAGAGAGCUGGGACAGGUACACCAUUCAACACUGAAAUGGCGUCGUCUUGAAUCCUGAGCCACAAGACCAAAACUGACGGAGAGGAUUUCAUGAUACUGAAACAUGCAAAAGGUUUUGCACAAAGUUUUUUGUUUUUGACCUCUGGGCAAAAAGAAGAGUUGUUGCUUGUUCCCAUCCAUGUCAUGGUGAUGUUUUGGCUCGUCUGAUUGUCAUCCUCUUCAUCACUGGAGAACUACACUUCCCAGCAUGCUCUCCAUUCUUCAUUUCCUCAUAAAGUGCUGCUCUGUUACUUUCAUUUUCACUUUUGAGCCAAUCUCAAGCUCUUUUAUCAUUAGUGUUGCUUGAAGGUUUUGUCAUGUUUUGCCCCAAACCUCACACACACUCCAACCCCCUCCCCCUUUCUCUCUCUCUCUCUCUCUCUCUCUCCUCUCUCUCUCUCUCUCUCUCUCUCUCACUCACUCACACACACACACACACACACACACACACACACACACACACAAAAACAACUACUUGUAUAAGGAAUGUCACAAAACUGCCCCAAUGUGGCUGUGAGCCUGAUAAUCAGUUAGUACACCUGGUUACCAAGUUUACAUGCAAAAACAAACAAGACACAGUAAACUCUUUCGAUUCUCAGAACUAGAUCACUGGAGUUACUUUACAUCUGCCAUCGAGACCUCGCUCUGUGUAGCUCAUUUCUGCCUUCUCUUUAAACUCACUCCAUUCAUGUACAAUACAUUUUACACUUUUUUAUAAGGAAAAGUUACAGUUUUGCUACUCAUUGUCUUUAUAAUCCACAAGUAAGUAUUAAGACUUGUGCUAGACUUUGAAGAGACGACCUUUUAAAGAUCUGGGCUUGAACAAAGCGCAUAGACACGAUCCCUACAUAUCUCUCUUUCUUUCUCUUUCUCUCUCUGCACAUCUUCUCCAUCCUUUCCCUUAGCUAGCGAACAUCAUAUCUUUCAUACACUGCCCCACACUACGAUGCCAUACAAUACACACUGCAGAUUGUUCUUAACAGGAGUUAUAUUCAGAAGCACAAUCCCAACCCUUUUUCAUGUUGUGAAAUGAUUCGUUUAUCCAACUUUGUAUGUAUUCUUCUUAGGUAUGAUUGCAUUUAGCACUUUUCUUUUUGAGACAUUGUGUUUAUGGAUCAACCAGUAUUAUGAUGUAGCACAAAAAGGGAGGUGAAUAUUGUAUACAUAUCUUUUUCUGACCACCAGGGGGCGACAGAGUACUUUUUCCUGUAAACGCACAGUGUAUACAGCUUGAAGGGAGGCGAAAGAUAAAAUCGUGGCUGUUUGGAAAUACUGGCUUAUUGUACAGUGUAUUAGAACACAGUCUGGCUAAGGUAGAAAGUCUGAAUUUUGCAAUCUUCUUCCCUAAGCAUGAUGGGAAAACUGCAGCAGGCAGAAAGAAGUUUAUUCUUGUUCACAUCAGAAGAGCUGUAAAAGUGAAAGGUGGCAGGUUUUAAUAGUGUACUUGUCUUAAUAGUGUGCACGCUGCACAUGCUUCAGUCUUUCAGCCCUUUCACAUAUCGUUUAUAUAUCAGGCCUUUUUCUUUUUUUUUUUUACAGUGUGCAUCGAUAAAAUUGACCUGAACGGUGACCAACACGGCUUCUAACCAGAAAAGACCUGACUAUGCUGCAUUAAAUCUGGUUUUCUUCAUGGAAACUCAGUAGAUCCGCAGGAUAAUAAAUGCAUUUUAGUAUUACUGCAAGGAAGGAAAACUAGUGUUAGUGUGCAAACAUUCAGCACAUUUUCCCUGUUCAUUUCUUCAUUUUCACAUUUCUUCAUUUCAUUCUUUCGUUUUUCUUUUUUCCCUUCUUUUUUCUUUCUUCCAAUUUUUCUUUCUUCCUUGUUUCUCUCUUUCUUUUUACAUGCCACCCUUUAUUAUUUUUUAUGCUGAUCAGUAAAUGGAUUGCUGUGUAAAUUUCUGUGAUUCUGCUCUUUGAGGGAACCUGAUUAUUUACGGUUGCUCAUAGCUUUAUGCAUCUCACAGAAAUGUCAGAAUUGCAUUUUCUCCACCUUCCUGAGUAUAUAUUUGUCAGGAUAUACUAGAAUGAAGAUGUCCAGAGAAGCACUUUAUAAAACUGGACAUGGAAAAGUCAUGCCGUGCCUAUUUAAAUAUAGUUUAGUCUUUAUUUUCCAUCAGCUAAACAGCAGGCUCCUGCUGACAGUGUGGAUGUAUUCGAGCAGAGAGAAAUGAAUCAAGGUGAAUUUUGCUGGAUCUUAAUGGCACUGAAAUGGCCUAUAGACGUUUGCACUGCUUUUCUGUGUUGGAGCAGGAAAAUGCAUUAAACUGCAUGCUCCCCAGGUUCUCCAAAAUUGGCCUAAGAAAGUUCUUUGUAUUAUAAAGAUCUUUAUCCUUUUUUGAACAUUAAACUUUCUAGCAGUACAGUCCAUCUUCCAUUCUGGUCAGUCUGUGCAGUGGUUUUUACAAUCUCCCACAAAAGAGCAAACAUCAGUGGAUCUUUGUUUGAGUUUUAUUUUAUUUUAUUAGUUUGUUUUGGGAAUGUAUCAUAUUGGACUAUUUGGGAUUUGGUUGAAAUGCUGCUUAAUUCCAGUCCUGUGGAUCUACACUAAUUAGGAAUUGGUUCAGGACAUGGCCCGUGUUUAACUGCAUCUCUGUCCUGCUGAUAUCCUGUUGCUCAACUUUGACCUCCAACCCUCCCCAGUUCUGCUGCAAUGAAAACAAAUGUGAAGUCUUUAAAAAAAAAAAUCAGACAUCAAGCACAUGAAGCUCUGACCCGUUUUUCUUGCCUCAUGUAAAAAAUCCACCUUCAGUCCUGUUGACGAGAGACAACAGCCAAAGCAUGUAACAUGUCGCUUUAAGCCUUCCGGCUGCUCACAAGACUUGACUGUAUGAUAUAGAACAUUUCCACAGUGGCCUGUAUUGGUAAACUAAUGAGAAAAAAAAAAAAAAACAAGAUUUGUAGCCUGAUUUCCUCUGUACAGAAGUCAUGACUAUAUAUAAAUACAUAGAUUAUAUAUAUAUUUAACAAACAUGAGUUCAAGUGAUUAAUGUGAAUGCUUGGGGCAUAUUACUUGCGGAGUGUGUGUUACUGUAUUUUCUUUUUGUUCCUUUGUAUUUUUUUAACAAUUUAUUUUGGUUGCAUUAAAAAUUCAAAUGUAUAAAGUGAAGCAUUAAACUCUUGGCGAGCAGAA
Messenger RNA from Tachysurus fulvidraco (yellow catfish), 7679 nucleotides. It is a transcript of the gene ube2o, whose product is annotated as ubiquitin-conjugating enzyme E2O. NCBI's taxonomy places the organism in Eukaryota, Metazoa, Chordata, Actinopteri, Siluriformes, Bagridae. The record is from RefSeq and is a predicted model, not a curated record. The transcript is spliced from 20 exons. Bases 300 to 4199 code for a protein of 1299 amino acids.